UGAUAAUUCGCCUCGUUUGGGCUUUCAAAAGUUAGCCCAUUCUACUUGAAUAUACCUUUUACAUGCUUGAAAAACCCUGAAGGGAGUGCCAUAGGCUUAAUUUUUCUUGCGCCGUCAGUAUCCCUCCCAGCCAAAGGUAAGCCAUGGUUAAACAUAACAAUGUUGUGCCAAAUGGCCAUUUCAAGAAGCAUUGGCAGAACUAUGUGAAAACUUGGUUCAAUCAGCCUGCAAGGAAGGCUAGAAGAAGAAUUGCAAGGCAAAAGAAGGCCGUGAGGAUCUUCCCAAGGCCAACUGCUGGACCUCUACGCCCUAUUGUCCAUGGACAGACUUUGAAGUAUAACAUGAAGUUGAGAGCUGGCAAGGGUUUCACCCUUGAAGAGCUUAAAGCUGCGGGUAUUUCAAAAAAACUUGCACCCACCAUCGGUAUCUCAGUUGAUCACCGUCGUAAGAACCGAUCUCUUGAAGGUCUUCAAGCCAAUGUUCAGAGGCUUAAGACUUACAAGGCCAAACUUGUUGUCUUCCCUAGACGUGCUCGCAAGUCUAAGGCCGGUGAUUCUACUGCUGAGGAGCUUGCAACUGCAACCCAAAUGCAAGGACCAUACAUGCCUAUUUAUCGUGAGAAGCCUUCUGUUGAGCUGGUGAAGGUCACCGAGGAGAUGAAGUCAUUCAAGGCCUACAACAAGCUUCGUGUCGAACGUACGAAUGCACGACAUAUCGGUGCCAGAUUGAAGAAGGCUGCUGAGGCUGAGAAAGAAGAUAAGAAGUAAGGUAGUUUCUUCAAGGGCUAUGAUCUGCUGUUUUGACUUGGUUAAAAGCAUUAGUUCAUUCUGUUUUUCAUAUCAUCAGACAGUUUUAGAACAGCAUUUAGAAAACUUUGGUAUAAAAUUUGUAAGCUUGAUUUCGAGUAUUUAAUCGAUGACAUGAGAUGAGACGAGAUCUGCCAUUUCUCAA
This is a messenger RNA of Gossypium raimondii (Peruvian cotton), 951 nucleotides long. Its product is annotated as 60S ribosomal protein L13-2. Gene Ontology annotation, biological process: translation. The record is from RefSeq and is a predicted model, not a curated record. The coding region runs from base 144 to 767 and encodes 207 amino acids. Gene Ontology annotation, cellular component: cytosolic large ribosomal subunit; ribosome. Gene Ontology annotation, molecular function: RNA binding; structural constituent of ribosome. The transcript is spliced from 5 exons. Lineage: Eukaryota; Viridiplantae; Streptophyta; Magnoliopsida; Malvales; Malvaceae.